AGAAAAGGAGAUACCUGAACCAGAGCCAAAACAUUACAACACCAUGAGAAAAGGGUAAAAUGGAGAAUUGGACAACUUUAAAAUGGAAAAAGUUUGAAGCACCCAUCAAUAAAAAAAAGGACAAGAAGAGCAAAAAGUGGAGAGAGUCUUACGUUUCGAGGUCAUAACGCAAUCUGAGUGCUAUUCCUCUCUCUUUCUCUCUCUCUUUGUUCGAGAAAUUAAAGAAAAGGAAGCUCUUUUAUUCAAAGAUCCAAACUUUGAAAUUCAAAAUCCACAUAAGGAUCAGGCGGUGGAAUUCCGACAGGAAAACAAGAUAUGUCAUGUUCAUCCUCAUCGGGAUCAGAUGAAGAUGAGGGUAUCGAUGCUUACCGUAAAGGUGGAUAUCACGCCGUUAGAAUCGGAGACCAGUUUUCCGGUGGCCGUUACAUUGCUCAGAGAAAGCUUGGUUGGGGCCAGUUCUCCACCGUUUGGCUUGCAUAUGAUACUCGCACCUCUAACUAUGUUGCUUUGAAGAUUCAGAAGAGCGCCCAACAAUUUGCUCAAGCUGCACUUCACGAGAUCGAAUUUCUUCAAGCUGCUGCUGAUGGGGAUCCUACAAAUACCAAAUGUGUUGUUCGUCUUAUCGAUGAUUUCAAACACGCAGGUCCCAACGGGCAGCAUUUAUGCAUGGUGCUCGAGUUUCUUGGCGACAGUUUGCUCCGUUUAAUCAAAUAUAACUGUUAUAAAGGGAUGGAGUUGGAUAAAGUGCGGGAGAUAUGCAAAUGUAUACUGACCGGUCUAGACUAUUUGCAUCGUGAACUCGGUAUGAUUCACUCCGACCUAAAACCAGAAAACAUUCUUCUUUGCUCCAGCAUUGACCCUGCCAAGGAUCCCAUCAGAUCCAAACUAACACCAAUACUAGAAAAGCCUGAGGGAAACCAAAACGGUGCACCAACCAUGAAUCUGAUUGAGAAGAAGUUGAAGAGGAGAGCAAGAAGAGCGGUUGCUAAAAUAUCAGGAAGAAGAGUUUCCAUAAUAGGUUUAAGUGAAACACUGACAAAGACCAAGAGAGAUUUGGAUGGGAUUGAUGUGAGAUGCAAAGUUGUAGACUUUGGGAACGCUUGUUGGGAUGAUCAGAAAUUUGCAGAAGAAAUACAAACAAGACAGUACAGAGCUCCUGAAGUAAUACUUCAGUCAGGCUACACUUUCUCUGUUGAUAUGUGGUCUUUCGCUUGCACCGCUUUUGAGCUCGCCACAGGCGAUAUGCUUUUCGCUCCAAAAGAUGGAAAUGGUUACGGAGAAGACGAGGACCACCUUGCUCUUAUGAUGGAACUCUUAGGAAAAAUUCCUCGGAAGAUUGCCAUUGGAGGUGCGAGAUCAAAGGAUUACUUUGACAGACAUGGUGACUUGAAGAGGAUCCGGAGAUUAAAAUAUUGGCCACUCGACCGUUUACUCAUCGAUAAAUACAAGCUUCCUCAAGCAGAAGCACGGGAAUUUGCGGAUUUUCUUUGCCCGAUUCUUGAUUUUGCACCUGAGAAACGACCUACUGCUCAACAGUGCCUUCAACAUCCAUGGCUGAAUCUCAGAACACAGAAUAAUGAAGAUCAUAUAGAAGGUCAGAUGAGUAACUUGCAGAUCAAAAGUUGAAGAAUUGGAACUUUUUUUCCUCUUGUUUUUUGGCUUGCAAAUGAUAUAGAACUUGUCUCUCUCUCUUUUUUUGUUUUAUUCUUUGGUUCAUUGCAGUUUAAAUAAUUUUGAUUGUCUUUAUUCUUUUGAUCUUCUAUUCUUUAUUACUAAAUUUUGGGGCGAUGCCUAACAAUUGCCAGUAUACUUUGGAUCCUACUUGGAAUA
Messenger RNA from Eutrema salsugineum, 1830 nucleotides. RefSeq names its product SRSF protein kinase 1. Gene Ontology annotation, biological process: spliceosomal complex assembly; protein phosphorylation; regulation of mRNA processing. Lineage: Eukaryota; Viridiplantae; Streptophyta; Magnoliopsida; Brassicales; Brassicaceae. Bases 316 to 1626 code for a protein of 436 amino acids. Gene Ontology annotation, molecular function: protein kinase activity; ATP binding. The transcript is spliced from 4 exons. The record is from RefSeq and is a predicted model, not a curated record.